This is a messenger RNA of Sinocyclocheilus grahami, 3069 nucleotides long. It is a transcript of the gene zpr1, whose product is annotated as ZPR1 zinc finger. The record is from RefSeq and is a predicted model, not a curated record. Gene Ontology annotation, molecular function: zinc ion binding. Lineage: Eukaryota; Metazoa; Chordata; Actinopteri; Cypriniformes; Cyprinidae. Bases 153 to 1478 code for a protein of 441 amino acids. Gene Ontology annotation, cellular component: nucleus. The transcript has 13 exons.
CCCGGUGAUGAUACAAGCGGACAUGAGGCGAUUACACAAAAACGUGCGAAAGCUGCUGGAAACUUCGAGCAAAACGCCACUCAUUAAUAUCUAACCACUUCUACCAGUAAUCCAGAGAGUGGAAAUAAUUUUACCCUACAGCGCCUGGCAGGAUGUCAGUUAUUGAGGAGGAACGAGUCCGCGGUGGUGUUUUUAAGGACAUUAAUCCAGAAGAUGAAGAUCAGCAGCCUACAGUGAUCGAGAGUUUGUGCAUGAACUGUUAUGAAAAUGGAAGUACACGUCUACUGUUUACUAAGAUCCCUUUCUUCAAAGAAAUCAUCAUCAGCUCUUUCACAUGUCCACACUGUAACUGGACCAACACUGAAAUCCAGUCUGCUGGUCGGAUACAAGAGCAGGGUGUGCUGUACACCUUACAGGUGAAGACCAAAGAGGACAUGAACCGAGAGGUUGUGAAGUCUGACAGCGCAUCCACCAGAAUUCCACAACUUGAUUUUGAAAUUCCUGCUUUCACACAGAAGGGCUCUUUGUCAACAAUUGAGGGCCUUCUGGACAGAGCAGUGGCGGGUUUAGAACAAGACCAACCUAUUAGAAAGGCAACGGAUCCAGCUGUAGCUGAAAAAAUAGAGGAAUUCAUCGAGAGGUUGAAAAAACUUAAAAAAGUAGAAGAGGAAUUCACAUUAAUUAUCGAUGAUCCAUCAGGGAACAGUUUUAUUGAGAACCCAUCUGCGCCUCAGAAAGACACGGCUCUCACUGUCACACAUUACAAAAGGACGCCUGAACACAACGCUGUGCUAGGAAUAGAGACAGAGGAAGAAGAAGAUGACAGAAAGCCUGUCAAUGAUCUAGACACAAUGAGAAAUGAGGUAUUAGUGUUCAACACAAACUGCCCAGAAUGCAACGCCCCGGCCAAUACAAACAUGAAGCUUGUUCAAAUUCCACACUUUAAAGAGGUCAUUAUAAUGGCCACUAAUUGUGACAGCUGCAGACAUCGCACCAAUGAGGUAAAAUCAGGAGGCGCCACAGAAGAGCUGGGAACCAGAAUAACACUCCACUUAACAGACCCUUCAGAUAUGUCCAGAGACCUGCUGAAGUCAGAGACAUGUAGCGUGUUGAUUCCUGAGCUGGAGUUUGAGUUGGGGAUGGCGGCUCUUGGAGGGAAGUUCACUACGCUGGAAGGACUUCUCAAGGAUAUCAAAGACCUAAUUGUUUCGAAAAACCCCUUCAUGUGUGGAGACAGCUCUACAGCAGAUAGAGCCGGGAAGCUGGAGCUCUUUGGGCAAAAGAUUGACAAGAUAAUAGCAGGGGAAAUGGAUGUGCACGUUAUCCUGGAUGAUCCUGCUGGAAAUAGUUAUCUUCAGAAUGUUUAUGCGCCAGAUCCAGAUCCAGAAAUGAAGAUAGAGAAGUACACCAGGACCUUUGAGCAGAAUGAAGACUUGGGGUUGAAUGACAUGAAAACAGAAGGGUACGCAGAGAAAUAGGCUUAAAGUCAGAGAAAAAUGGAGAUUAUAUGUAACUACAUGCCCAAUUCUGUCAAAGCCGUUAUAUAACAUUAUUUAAAUCACUUUUACAUUUAUUGUAAUAUCUUAUGUAAUUACCACUUCUGAAAACCAUAAUGUCUUUUAAAGGCAGCGUUAUGAUUUGAAGAGGGGAAAACAUUAUUUUGGCUUGAAUAAGUGCAAGGCGCUGAAUUUUCCUUGCUGUCUAUAACAUAAUUUUUAAGUUGUAAGUUUUGGUCAUCUUGGCUAUGAAGCCCUUGUGUUAAUUACUAGUGUAACAACACAAUUGUUACAAAGUUUUUGAAGUACUUAAAACUACAGACACUUAAUAAAGUAGUCUUAAGCACACUGGGUGUGAAUUCUUUGGGCGCAUUAUUUAUUUUCUAUGUAAUUGGACUGACUCCUAAAAGCUGUAAUAUAAUAAGAGUUAUGUUUGUACAUUAAACAGUAUGGAAUAAUAAGUAUGGUUCUAAUCUAUUUAUGCUUAACUUCCAGUUCGGUCAGUGAGAUAUCUAAUUAAAAAUGGCUUCAUCACGGCAUCAAAAACAAAUGCAAUGUUGUAACUAAUAGAUUGUAUGGCCAUAUUGGAACAUGCAGUCACACUGCUGGUGAUGCAUUCAGUUUUUGUUUACGUUAUCUGGCUCUUUAGCGUGUAUAUUGUGUUUUCCCAAUUAGUCAAUUAUUCAUUCUUUAAUAUUAAUACUGAUAAAUGGCACCAGAAGAGUCUCAGAAGAAUAGCACCCAAGCCAAACCAAAGCCAUUACAGCACAGUCCUUUUAAUAGCAAACAAGUGUUCACAGGGCAUUAUUUGCAUAACUCUUUUUAUUGUUGUUGUUUAUUUUUGUUGAUUACUCAUUUUUGGCACAAUAAUGAAUCGUUUGUUCUGCAUAAUGGUUUUAAAACUUUGUAAAUGCAACUGAUUCUGUGGAAUGAAUAUGCUUCUUAGAUACUUUUUUUUAUUAGUAUAUUUUGUUUAUUAUUAGUAAAGUAAAUAUUACUAACUCAAUGUGACAUGGCAUGUCACAUGAUGGCUGUGGCCAUGAGAGGGGACCUUCCACCAUGUACAAUUUAACUUUUUCUGUCUAUGUUCCAAUGUUCAACUCAAACUUAUCAUUUUAAUGUUUUUCUAUUUUUAAAAAGAAAGUGCUAUUAAUUAAUGUAAAAAGUAUUUAGUGCUCCUUUCAUGUAGCACACUUCUAAUUAGAGCCUCUCUUUUAGAUCACUCAAGUCAUGCAACUUGGAGAAAAACAAUGAAUCACGGGUUCUUUGUGCCUUCCACUGACACUCAACAUUUAUUGAAACAACAUAAUUACUUAAACAGCAGAUAACUGACAUGACUUGCAUGUAAUUUAAAGCAGUGACAAAUAAAAUGUAACCAACAUUGGUCCAUAUACGAUGAAAUACUGAUGUUCAUUCAUCCCACAAAUGGAGUUUUUUUCCCCGCAAGGAUAGUCCACCGUGAUGGCAGGUUAAAUGUCCCAUGGCCAUUUAUAGCCAGUGGUGGUGUAGAUCUCUUCUUGUGUGAGGGAGUGAGUGCGUCUGUCCAAAAGAGCAAUGAUCAACACCAAAAAAA